Schistosoma mattheei is the source of this 5416-nucleotide messenger RNA. The record is from the annotation of a GenBank genome assembly. Lineage: Eukaryota; Metazoa; Platyhelminthes; Trematoda; Strigeidida; Schistosomatidae.
GUCUGUGUUUGUGUCUCUUGUUUGGAUCGUGGACUUUUCGUUUUUGAGACAUCAGUCUCUUUUUAAAGACUCAUGUUUCCAAGCAGACCACCUGUAAGUUUCGCUAAGCAGUGUUUUUGCUUCCUAUUUGUAUUCCCAGUUCACACUCAUGAUUAUAGGGCCCUCUGGGCCGGGGGGUUCAUGCAAGUUUACUGUAGUAGAAACUUGCGAUAGAAUAAAAGAAGAGUUCACUUGUAUACAACAGCAAAAUCACUCGCUGCAGCUGGAAAGAGAAAAGCUUCUCAGUGAGAGGUCAGACAUGCAACGAAUUUGUGUAAUGUAUUAUGAGAUGGCUAAUGGUUUAAACCUAGAAAUGCACAGACAAAUGGAAAUAGCUAAAAGAUUAAGCGCUAUCUUGACUCAAGUAUUGCCAUUCCUAUCACAAGAGGUAAGUUUCUCUAUGUUUGCCACGAAUUCGUAGCACCAAUCCCAGGUUCUUUCAGCUAUCGAAAGAGCCAAACAAGUGACAAUGCAGGAAUUAAACUCAGUAUUGGCAGCACAAAUAGAAGAUGUCAAGUCCUCGAAGUUCUUCAACGGAAAUAAUAUGGGGCUCCCAUUAGAACAGUUCGAAGCAUACAAGCAGCUGUCUGUUAUUGGGGGUGCUAACCCAGGCGUUUCCGGUUUACAUGCUUCUAAUUUGACUUCUAACCAUUCUGCGGGCAGUACAUCGUCCAGCACCCCUGGAUCUCUCCAGUCAGGGUCAGCUAACACACAGACGUCCAAUUUGCUUCCAUCUCUUUCUCCAUCUGGUAAUCCGUCAGUUUCAGCGGCACUGUUGAAUGGCUUGAUGUCAGCAGCCGGUGCAGCAUCUGUUGGGCCGGGAGCCCUUAUGCUACAGUCUUCUGGUUCAAGGAUAUCUCCACUUGGACGUGAAGCCGAAAAGUUAAUGAGUAGUGAAGAUAAACAACGCGCUGCUGCUGCUGCAGCGGCGGCGGCAGCAGCAGGUAGUUUCCUGCUAUCCAACCGCUCGUCUGGUAACGGCCCGUGUUUAGUCCCUCCACCGCCAAAUCCAAUCACUGGUUUGUUAGGUGGUUGUGGUGAGUUUCCUGGCUUUCCAGGCACAUUCCCGAUUAGUGCGGGUCUAGGAGGUGGCGAUAUUGGGAGGUCCCCUUCAUCUCUUCCACCGAUCUCUCAGCAGCCGUGUCGCGGUUCAUCCACGGAUGAUGCUGGGGGUCGAUCAAGCAACUCAGGUGGCAUUCAGUUAGGAUCUAAUUUUGCUGGCCUUCCUCAUUCGAGUUUAUCUGCACUGACCAAUCCCCUAUUGCUUCCUCCACCUAUGACUCCUACACCCGGCGGAAAUCUGGGUCUCAGCAGCUCAACCCCAACAAGUGCUUCAGUUAUGGAUGAAAAAAGACGCAAACUUAACGAGCCUAAGGAGGGUGGGCACGAAAAUGGCAAUUGGAGGAUGAAUGACGAUAUGCGCACUAUCCCAGAGAGAGGUUCAAAUCUUGGGGGUACUGGUCGUCGAAGCGGAAGCAGUCGUCAGCCUCUCAAUCUUAGUCCACAGCUUAGUUCCGGUCACAACACUACCUAUCCAACUACUUCAAGUGCACCUGCAGUCGGCACUGCCAACGCGAAUUCUGGACGUCCGUCUCAGGCGUCUGAGGUCCCAGCUUCAACCCGGUGGAAACAAUCAUCUAAAAAUGUUCAGUCUGGUCCCGGUGCUUAUUCAUUCAUAGUGUUGCCUAAUGGACAAACUCGACCGUGUGCAUUGGCGUCCGCUCCCGGAGCGACUACUGCUCAGGGAUUGCCUCGUCGACUUCAACACCUUGCUAGUUUACCUCAUGGUGACGUCGUUUGUGCUGUCACUUUAGGUCCAUGUCCAGUAGGACGUGCUUCUUCACUGGCCUCAGCUGAUACCUGUAUUGGAUCUCGUAAUGCUGGAAGUGAUACUGAUAGUGUUACAGUUGGUUCUCCAGGUUCAAAUCACACCACUUCUAUCCCCGCUCACUUUGCCUAUACUGGUGCUCGAGGCAGCGUCAAGUUAUGGGACCUUGCAUCGAUUAGUGCUAACUCUGGAACUGCCCCACUUGCUAAUAGAGAUAUUACUCCCCUUGCUACUUUUGACUGUUUAUGCUACGACAGCUAUGUUAGAUCUAUCAAACUUUUCCCGGAUGUUUCUGGUCUUAUAGUUGGUGGUGAAUCUAACGCACUCACUGUUUGGGAUUUAAACGGUCCAGGACGACGUAAAGCUGAAUUGACAUUUGAAGCGCCUGCUUGCUAUGCACUUGCACUUUCGCUUGAUGGAAAACUGGCCUAUAGUUGCUGCUCCGAUGGCCAAGUUGCUGUUUGGGAUAUACAUAAUCAGAGUAUUGUUCACCAGUUUCAUGGACAUGUUGAUGGGACAUCAUGUGUUGAAAUUACUGGAGAUGGCAAUCGUUUGUGGACAGGUGGUUUGGAUCAUAAAGUCCGUUGCUGGGAUAUUCGUGGAAAUCCUUCACGAGAUGUCUGUCACAUUGAAUUCAAGUCCCAAGUGUUUUCACUUGGCUUAUCUUCACAUAUGGCCCCAACUCGGCGCCAAGCUGAAUCAGUCUCUCCAGUUUCGGUUGACGGAGAGUCUACCUCUAGUGGUGGUGCUGGUGCUGGGGGAGGUACUCGCGACACAGUUAGUCCACAGUCGUUCGUCAGUGGAAGCAAUAAGUCACUAUCAAUUGAAAGCUGGUUAGCGGUGGGUUUGGAGUCAUCUGAGGUCGAAGUUCUAGCUAUAGGACCAGAUGGACCACCUGUUUCAGCAUUCCCUGUUAAUUAUAAUGUACCACGUGAAGAAUCCGGAAGUGGGAGUGGUAAUCCUUCCCCGAUAUCCCAUCAUACUGGAUCUAAUCAACCUCAACAUUUUCGUCUUACUCAUCAUGAAAGUUGUGUGUUAGCUUUAAGGUUUGCACAUCAUGCUGACUGGUUCCUUACAACAGGUAAAGAUCAUCAAGUUAAUGCUUGGCGAACUCCAUAUGGUGCCUGUCUUCUUGAAACGAAAGAAGCGGCGUCAGUUCUAACAUGUGACAUAUCCUUAGAUGAUAAAUUUGUGGUUACCGGUUCCGGAGAUAAGCGUGCAAAUUUGUAUGAGGUUAUCUUCACUUCUCAACGAUAAAUUAAUGACAUUCCUUAAAUUUGUGUGCGAAAUGCAACAAUAUCUUAUACUAAUGAUCUGAGAUCAUUCAUUUCAUUAAUGAUCCUUUUCGCCUCUCUUUAUGACUAUAAUCCUACAUGAUAUAUUGUAUCACAACUAUCCGGUAUGAACUGACAUUAAUUAGUUUAUUAAUGUCUCUUAAUGUUUCUUACUUAUUACUGUUUUUGUUAUUGUUAGUACUUUUACUGGUAUAAUCAUUGCUGAUAUUUUCUACUUGUAACUGUUUUUUUCCUCUAAAUUUUCUUGAUUGUGUGUGUGAUCGCACUGUUAGCUUUCCAUAGGUGAGUAACAUUGUUGUUGAUGAUGAUUUUUAUGUGUCAAAAUUUCGCAGAAAUAAUGCACAAAAAUACUUUCCCACUUCUUAUAUGAAUACUCACCGUUCUCUUUGUUCUCAUCAUUAUUGAUUCGCAGUUAUUGUUGCUAAUGUUAGCACUAUAAAUCAUCAUCUCUUAUACUCAUAGAAAAAUGCACAACGGAGGUGAUCUGGUCGCUAAUCUGAUCAUCAUUCUUCAUUGACAGUAUAAUAAUAAUGAUAAUAAUAAUUGUUAUUAUUAUGAAUCUUUGCAUUUACCUCCAUAAUGUGGAAUUUAGCUGCGUUUUUUGUUUUUAUUUUCCAAUUGGUUUACUCGAGAAAAAGAAAUAUUUAAAUCUUGCUGAUGGACGACAAUACAGUACGUAUGAAAGAGAAAUGCAUUUAUGCCGUUGUCUCCUACUCAACACUCACCAAUUUUUCAGUUAUUCCAAAAUAAUUAUACGCUCGACCUAUGUUGUUUGUACACCAUAGCAUCACAAUAUUGUAUAUAAUCACCCUAAAUCUUUUAUUAUAAUAAAUUAUCUCAUCUUGGGAUACAAAUAAACGUUUCUUUUCUUGUUUUUUUCUUUUUUGUAUCUCGUAAGUUCUCUUUCAACAACAACACAUACUUUUUCUACUUGGUCCUAUCAUAUUUUUUCUUGGGAUUUUUGUGUGUGCGUGUGUACCGUAUUUACAUACAUACUCUUGUGUACUUCGUUUUUCUUUUUCCAUUGCAUUUAUAUGAUUGAUUCCUUAUCAUUGUUGUCGACAAUAACGACGGUUAUCAUAUAGUGAAAGAAUUUUCAUUCUGUUAACCACUCUUAAACUUAUUAUGCAUCAUUUCAGUCAGUGAUUUUUAUUGUGUCUGUGUGUUAAUUUGUUUCUUAUCUCAUGGUAUAUAUAAUACCCAUUGAUCGAUUUAUAUGUCUAAAACAUUAUUAUCCAACAAGUCAAAUCCGGUCUCAUUUUGAUUAAAGGACAUAUCUUUCUUAUAGUAAGUAACGUCAUUUUGUCCAAAGAAUAACUUUGUCUUAUAGUUCUAUAAUUAUUCUUAUACCCUUCCUAAUUAUCUUCAUAUCUAUUUAUGCGUUAUUCCUCUACGUGAAUAUGUUACACUAUUAAUGUGACCAAAAUAGUCUUCAACUUGUAUGCUCUUAGAUUUCUUAAUGUGGCUAGGUAAAAAUUAUUAUCUAUGUAUUCCUACAUUUAUUGAUCUGUAGAAGGUAAUCAGUAAAAUUAUUAUUGCUUCUUUGAGUAUAAUUUCCUUUUCCUACUAUAAGGGUUGGAUUUAUCUAGAAAUGUGUGUUAUUCUCGUCGGGAUUUUUUUGUUGAUAUUUCGAAUCGUCGUAAGUCUAAUUUCUCGGUCGCAACUGGCACCUCGAUGUUAUAGUCAUAUUUGCACAUCAUGAUGAUUGAUUGAGCUUAGUUGGCUGAAACAUCUGUUACCUUAGUUCCCACCGUGCCGGACGGGUUGGUUAGAAAGCUGUAAUAUUAAAAAAAGCAAACUCAAGAUCUGACGGCAGCAUGGUGUUUUUUCAGUCGACCAAGAUCCGCAGCGUUGGUGCCUCCCCACCACGGAAUGUGUAAGGGUUAGAAAAGGUGUGGCUCAGAAGUAGCUUGGUUCAUUACCUCCAAAGGGAUCUCCGUUGUUGUCUUUAAAAGUACCAAACUGACAUCGAAUCCCAUAAAAAUGCUUUGACUAGCCUCAAGCAUUUGUUCCUUAAGCUCUGCAGUCCUGCUCUCAAAUUGUCAAGACCACUACUAAUGCAGUUCCCUGUUUGGGUCUCCGAAGAAGUAUCCUUUAACGUUUUAGGCAGUUGGAGAGUGACAACCAUACUUGUACCUUCAACUGAUCACUGUUCACAAUCAAGUCUACUUAGUGUUCUGUUUUCAUUGUCAACUCAUAUCUCUAGUCCUUUCACACUUGACAUUAUUGAUAACGUAUGGGGCUCACAGAAUGU